AUGGUCGGCUAUAUCCCGCCAUCGCCGACCUUCUUCGGCCAUCGCCGUUCGUCGCUCGCCAUCGCCGGCGGCCAUCCAAAACUACUCUCACAGCCACACAUCGCCGUCGUCAUCCGUAAGUUACUUCUACUCUCGCCAGCGCGCCGUCCUCCAGCUUGUGCCUUUCUUGUUUCAUCUUCGCGUGAGUACGCAUUUACUUCUGCUCUACUUUCUGCUUCUUUCAGAUCUCAUCACAUGGCUGAACUUGAUCAGAAUUUUGAACUUGAACAAGCUCAUGAACUUGAAUACCAACCAAAACAUGAACUUGUGCAUGAACACGAAAAUGAAGUCGUGCUUGAACAAGUACAUGAGCCUGAGCAAGAACCAGUACAUGAGCAUGAGCUCGAACAAGUACAUGAACAUGAGCUUGAACAAGCACAUGAACACGAGCUUGAACUAGUACAUGAACAUGACCGACGGAAUGAGCAAGAAGAUGCAAUACCAGAGAACUCGAAUCCUGAUAAAGAUCAGAACAUUGCUGAUGAGCCAGUUGCAGGAGGUGUUGAAAAAUGGCCUGGAUGGCCUGGAGAGAGUGUUUUCAGGAUGUUGGUGCCUGCACAGAAGGUGGGAAGUAUAAUUGGACGUAAAGGAGAGUAUAUAAAGAAAACAUGCGAAGAGACUAAAGCACGGAUUAAGAUUCUUGAUGGUCCUGCUGGAAUGAGAGAAAGAGCUGUUAUGGUAUCUGCUAGAGAAGAUCCUGAUGCAACGCUUCCUCCAGCUGUGGAUGGUCUUCUUAGGGUUCAUAAACGCAUUUUCGAUGGUCUGGAAAAUGACUCCUCUCAACUUUCAUCAGGUUCAGGAGGAAAGGUCUCAACGAGGCUUCUUGUACCUGCAGCUCAAGCUGGUAAUUUGAUUGGAAAACAAGGCACAACAGUCAAAUCCAUUCAAGAAGAGUCUAACUGCAUUGUUAGGGUUCUUGGAUCAGAAGAGCUACCAGUUUUUGCCCUUCAAGAUGAUAGAGUAGUAGAAGUAGUAGGUGAGCCAUCAAGCAUCCUUAAGGCUAUUGAACUAAUGGCAUCCCAUCUGAGGAAGUUUUUGGUUGAUCGGAGCAUCAUACCAGUAAUUGAAAUGCUAAUGCAAAAGCCCCCUAAUUCACAGCAGAUGGAACACAUGCCGCCACCACUGCCACCACCUCAGCACUGGGGCCCGCCACCUCAACCUUUCCCACAACACGGUCAUCCGGGUCCUGGAUAUGAGCCGAGCCCCCAUUUCAUGCCUCCUCCUAGGCAGUUUGACAACUAUUAUCCUUCAGCUGAAAUCCCGCCUCCUGUGGAAAAACAACCUCAUCAGGGGAUAUCUACUUAUGGAAGAGAGGCUCCAAUGCCGGUGCAUUCAUCGUCCGGUCAGGCAGCUUCUUCGGUGAUCACUCAGGUCACACAACAAAUGCAAAUUCCACUCUCUUAUGCUGAUGCUGUAAUUGGUACACAAGGUUCAAGCAUAAGUUACAUUCGGCGGGUGAGUGGUGCUACAGUCACUGUACAAGAAACAAAAGGAGUUCCUGGGGAGAUGACGGUUGAGAUUAGUGGAACUGCUUCUCAGGUCCAAACUGCUCAGCAGCUGAUUCAGAAUUUCAUGGCUGAAGCUGCUGCAGGUCCGCCUCAGACACAACAUACUCCAUCAGCCGAUUACAACUCUUAUCCUUCUAAUCCUAAUCAUGCGCCCCAAACAGGUGGUUAUACCUCGGUUUACGGAACCAAUUAUGGCUACUAA
Molecule: messenger RNA, 1749 nt
Organism: Striga hermonthica
Lineage: Eukaryota; Viridiplantae; Streptophyta; Magnoliopsida; Lamiales; Orobanchaceae
Source: the annotation of a GenBank genome assembly